This is a messenger RNA of Chrysoperla carnea, 2395 nucleotides long. RefSeq names its product solute carrier organic anion transporter family member 74D-like. Gene Ontology annotation, biological process: transmembrane transport; sodium-independent organic anion transport. Gene Ontology annotation, cellular component: membrane. The coding region runs from base 251 to 2308 and encodes 685 amino acids. Gene Ontology annotation, molecular function: protein binding. NCBI's taxonomy places the organism in Eukaryota, Metazoa, Arthropoda, Insecta, Neuroptera, Chrysopidae. The transcript is spliced from 9 exons. The record is from RefSeq and is a predicted model, not a curated record.
AAAUUAUUGAUUUCAAUUAAACAUUAUUGUAAAAUAAAUGUUCGACGUUGUUUAGUGUUUAGGAUUUUUGGUGGAUUCGAAAAUUUUUUGUUCAAUUUUAAUGUGUGAUUUGAAAUAAUUAAAAACGUUACAUGUAGGAAGUGAAGGUUUGUUCAACAAAUUGAAUGGAUACGUUAAAAAAAAAUUUCAAUUGAUAAAUUAUGUGAUAAAAAAUUUGUGGAACAAAAGAAAAAAAAAGUAGUUAAAAAAAAUGGAUAGCGCAGUUGGUGUAGCUUGUGGGAUAGGAUGUUUACGUGCAUUGUGGAUGCAACGAUUUGCAACAAUCAAAUCGUUUAUUGCAGUUUAUAGUAUUUUGGGUAUGAUUCAAUCGAUGAGUUAUAUUUAUUUUACGAUUACGUUAACAACAUUGGAGAAACGAUUUAAGAUACCUGGCAAAACAUUAGGAAUCGUAUUAAGUGGUAAUGAAGUCAGUCAAAUUUUAUUAUCGAUAUUUUUAUCGUAUUAUGGUGGGCAACGUAAUCGACCCAGAUGGAUUGCGAUUGGUACACUAAGCUCUGCAUUAUCGUGCUUUGUAUUAGCUUUACCACAUUUUUUGUAUGGUGCAGGCGAGGAUGCACUUCGCUUAACUGAAGAGUAUGUUCGACAAACGCCAAUGGCUAAAUCGUUUAUAAGUGAAUUAUCAUUAAAAAAAGAUCCAAUUUUACAUUGUAUGGCGAACAAACCCGAAGAAGAUUGUGAUAAUAAUGCUAUAACGUCAGAUUUAUCGAUAACUCCAUUAGUAUUAAUAUUUUUAUCACAAUUUAUUUUGGGUAUUGGAACAACACUAUUUUACGUGUUGGGUCAAACUUAUGUGGAUGAUAAUACUGAGAAAACAGAUACACCAAAAUUAUUAGGUGUAUCAAUGGCACUAAGAAUGGUCGGUCCAACAUUUGGAUUUCUUUUGGGCUUUUUAUGUUUACGAGUAUAUAUCGACCCAUCCCUUACGCCAAUUAUUAAAAAAGAGGAUCCUCGAUGGAUGGGAGCAUGGUGGAUUGGAUGGAUUAUUUGUGGAACAUUAAUGGCUUUUAUGGCCUUACUAUUAGGAAUGUUUCCAAAACAGUUACCAAAACCACAAAAGACUAGUUCACCUGAUGAUUUCAUUAGUGAAAGUGAAACAAUUCCAUUAAAAGAUCCCUCAGAGAAUAUUGAAAAACCGCCAAAAGAAAAGCCAAAUUUGAAAGAUCUCAUCAAAUCGCUUCGUCGAAUAACAGGCAACAAAAUUUUAAUGAACAACAUACUAUCAGGGGUUUUUGCCCUUUUGGGUGCUUCUGGUUUCAUCACAUACUUUAUUAAAUAUAUUGAAAUACAAUUUCAACGAUCAUCAGCCAAAGAAUCAGCGGUUGCUGGACCGAUUAUUUUAGUUGGUUCAUUUGCAGGUUUAAUGGGUUCCGGUCUUUAUAUAUCAAAAUAUAAGCCUAAACCAAAAUAUUUGUUGUUUUGGAAUGUGGUUAUUGGAAUGCUAUUUAUUUUAACACAAUUUUCAUUUAUUUUCUUGGGAUGUACUGAUCAUCGAUUGAAAAAUUAUAGUAACAUCUCAAAAAUAAUUGAGUUAAAUUCUGAAUGUAAUGCGCUUUGUGAUUGCGAUCAUGUCAAAUUCUCACCAGUAUGCGAUGCUAGGAACAAUAUGACAUAUUUUUCACCGUGUCAUGCUGGCUGUACUGUGUCAACUGUGGAAAAUUCUUUAAAGAAAUAUUCUGAUUGUAAAUGUCUAUCAGAAUCAGAUGCGCAAACGCAAACAUUAAUUUCUAAUAUAUCAACGAAUUUUAAGGAGAGUACUAUAUUUGAUAAUAUAGUAACCGACGGUUUUUGUGAUUCAAAUUGUAAUGCCGCAUAUUAUACGUUUAUAAUUAUAAUGGCCGUUUCACAUUUUGCAAUGAGUUCAGGCCGUAUUGGUAACAUGUUGGUCAAUUAUCGUGCUGUUGAUGUUAAAGAUAAAUCGUUGGCACAAGGUUUUGGAUUGUGGAUGGUUAGUAUCUUUGCUUUGAUACCUGGACCGAUUAUUUAUGGAUAUAUUUACGAUAGUGCAUGUUUAGUAUGGGAUCAACGAUGUAAUAAACGUGGAAACUGUUGGUAUUAUGAACGAGAUCGUUUACGAUGGACGUUAAAUGUGACUGCUAUGUGUUUCACUACAAUUGCUGUAUAUUUCGAUUACUUAGUAUGGAAACAGGGUAAAAAUUUAGAUUUAUAUGGUGAUCUAGAUCCUAAACCAGAAAAUACGACACAAACAGAUGAAAAAGUAAAGACAGAAAAAUCACCAACCAAAGAAUAAAAUUAGAUUUAGCCAUAAAAAACUUGGACAUGUUAUUAAAUGUAUUAUUAAAUUGUUGUAUUUGUAAAUAAAGAUUUGUAUUUGUUA